CCCGGUUCAGAUUUGUGACGGCUCCUCUAUAAAUCCGGUUCAAACCCGGUUCAGAUUCGCUAAAGGUUCUGCCGUUCUGAUAGGGUUUUGUGUCUUCUCACUCGUCUCUGUACGCUUCGGGUUUGAAUUUUCCACCCUUCAAUCAGUUUCCCUGUCAUAGGGCUCACUCGUUUAAUCGUGGCGCUUUAAUCGUUAAUUGCUGUCUGCUGCCUUUUCAUUUGCUGAGAGUCUCUGUAAGAACAUUCGGCAUGACCAUGAGGUGGUUCUUGAGCAAGCACACGCUCACCCGCAUAUCGAAUAUUAAUGGUAGGGUAUUGUCUUCGCUGUCCUCUGGUUACAGAUCCAAUUCAGCUGCUGACGUCUCCAAACCCUAUUUAUUUCACCCGACGAGAGCUCGUCACGCCUCAUCUCUCGUCGAUGGUCCUAAAAGCCCUAGCUUUGACAAAUCGUUCGGUGGGUUUGGUCACACUUCGCAGCAAGCCAAUCUGGGUGGCUCGUCGAAAGGUUUGGAAGCCGAAUCAGAGAAUGAUGCCACCAUGAAUGAGUUCCUAUCUAGAUUCGUCUGGGUUAUGCGUAAAAAACUCGUCGAAGCUUAUCCUGGGUGUGACAAGGCCACAGUCGAUGGUAUGCUGGUGGUUAUUGUGGAGAGUGUUGUAUCAGAGAUGGAAAAGGGUGGCCUCGGGAAAUUGGCAGGGCCUGCUGCUUCAAUGCCAUCAGACGAUUUCAGUGAGGAUUUGUGGAGAACAGUGUGGGAAGUUAGCAGUGUGGUUCUGCAAGACAUGGAGAAAGAGAAGAAGAAAGAGAAAAUGAAGAGUUUUCUUCAGUCGGAGGAAGUCAAGGAGAUGUACAGGUUUGCUGGUGAAGUGGGCAUCCGUGGGGACAUGCUGAGGGAGCUUAGGUUCAAGUGGGCCCGCGAAAAAAUGGAGGAAAGCGAGUUUUACCAGAGCUUGGAACACCUCCGGACAGAAGAAUCACUAGCAGAAUCCCAGGAAACAAAGGAACCGAGACAAGAAAAUUUUGGCGGAGAAGAGGCUAAUGAUGCUGCAGUUGAAGGAGAAAAGAAGACUGUUUCUCUCCCGAAAAGACGUGGGAAGAUUAAGUACAAGAUUUAUGGACUUGACUUAUCAGACCCGAAAUGGUCUGAGGUGGCUGAUAAGAUUCAUGAGAGAGGUGAGAUUAUGUGGCCAAAGGGGCCAAAGCCAAUAUCUGGUAAGUGUAAGCUUGUUACUGACCAGAUUCUCAGUCUACGAGAAGAGGACGAUCCUGCUCCAUUGUUAAGCGAAUGGAUAGGUCUUCUCCAGCCUAGUAGGGUCGACUGGAUUAAUAUUCUUGAUAAAUUGAAGGAUAAUACUCCUAAUCUAUACUUUAAGAUUGCAGAACUUGUACUUGCUGAAGAAUCCUUCCAAGCUAACAUCCGUGACUUCACAAAGCUGAUUGAUGCUCUUGCUAAACAAAAUCGCUUACAAGACGCUGAAAGAAUUUUAAACAAGAUGAACAAAAACGGCAUUUUACCCGAUGUAAUCGCGUUAACAGUCCUUGUCCACAUGUACUGCAAAUCAGGAAACCUCGAUCGAGCAAAAGAAUCAUUUGACGCCUUGAGGGCCCACGGGUUUCAGCCGGAUGAGAAGGCGUGCAAUUCUAUGAUCAUGGCCUAUGUGAAUGCCGGUCAACCAAAACUGGGAGAGUCCUUGAUGAGACAACUGGAAACAAGGGAUAUGAGACCCACAAAAGAGAUAUUCAUGGCCUUGAUCAGAUCUUAUGCCCAGGCUGGCGAUGUCAACGGUGCAGAUCGAAUUUCAACCAGCAUGCAAUUUUCUGGAAUAAAUCCUGAUCUGGAAUCCUGCACAUUGCUGGUCGAGGCAUACGGACGAGCUGGCGACCCGGAACGCGCUAGGUAUAAUUUUAAUCAGAUAACAAAACUCGGACACAAGCCAGAUGACAGAUGUACGGCCAGCAUGAUAACUGCAUACGGGAAGAAGAAUCAAUUAGAUAAGGCUUUGGACCUAUUAUUGGAGCUUGAAGGACAGGGCUUUGUGCCAGGGGUGGCUACUUAUACGGUUUUGGUUGACUGGUUUAGCAAGCUGAAGCUGUUUGAAGAAGCUGAACAGAUUUUGGAUAAGAUUUCCCAACAGGGUGAGGCUCCACCGUUUAGGAUUCAUAUAAGCCUCUGUGACAUGUACAUUAAGGCGGGAGCUGAGAAGAAGUUGCUUCAAGCUCUGGGAGUUCUGGAAUCGAAAAUUGAUCAGUUGGAGCCAGAGGAUUUCGAAAGAAUUAUAGGUUCGCUUGUGGAAGGUGGUUUUGUGCAGGAUGCUCAGAGGAUACAUGGGCUGAUGGAGGCUCGGGGGUUUGUGCCGUCCAAUCAAUUGAAAAUAGCUCUGAUGGCGUCUCAAGCGGUGGGAAAGAGUAGUAAGAGGAACAAGUUCUCGCUUGGGAGGGAGAAAUGAUCUUAGGAACAGUAAAAUGAUGAUUUGUUUGCUGGGGUUGUCGUUUGUGAGUGGCGCUCUCUCCUAGUCAUUUUAGUAAGUUUUAUAGCUUUUCCUCUCUCUCUCUCUCUUUCUCUCUAUGUUUUCUUUUUCUUUUUUGAGUUUUUUGGCUGUUGUUCAGUCAAACAAGCAGUGAGCCUGAUCAGCUAUAGAAACAUGUUAAACUGGUCAGGUGCCGAUAUCUAAAGCAGUAGGUUGCUGUUUGUUGCAAUAACAUGAACUGUGUUGUAAGAAUUCUAUUUGGUAAAUUUCUGUUCAAAGAUGGUUGGCAUGCCUUGUGACGGUAUAAGUUUGGCCUUGAUUUCCAGGGGUCGAAUAAUUAAAAGACGGAAUAGGAUAAAAUUAAAAUCGGGAUAUGGUUAUUGUUUUCUGCUGUGCUGUUUGACUCUUAACAGUUUUCCGCAUUGAUCGAUACAUAGAGCUUCUUUGGAAUGUUAUUGUUGUC
Molecule: messenger RNA, 2928 nt
Organism: Striga asiatica
Lineage: Eukaryota; Viridiplantae; Streptophyta; Magnoliopsida; Lamiales; Orobanchaceae
Source: the annotation of a GenBank genome assembly